CUUUGGAUAUAAGCUAGUUUUUCCAUAUAAGCUUUUACUUUUCCCAGUGGUCCCAUAUUAAAGUUUGGAUGGUGUAUCAGGGGCGUUUCUAGAGAUUGAAGCAGGGGGGUGCUGUGCGCGCACGAUUUUCCAUGUCUUUUACAUGCAUAGCGUGAUAAUAAGAGUAUCAAGACAUAUUUAUGAGUCAGUCAUCUUGUAGGAUCUCCAUGCACUAUUCUCCUGGGGUACAUCCUAGCAAACUGGUCAAUCACUGCAAUGGGGAUGUCCAGUCAGUCUAGUGUUAGUCAUUGCUUCUCAGUAUCUCACAGUGGAGCAAGAGGUGACUGGGAGAGUGCAGAGGAUCUUGAUCAGCUUUUAUGCAUUGCAUAACAACAUUGGAAUGGCAAUGCUGAUUGCGCAUGCUCAAUUGGGCGUGGUCAUGACUUGUAAUCGUUGUCAAUGAGAUAGAGCUGCACGUAGUACGUACCUAGUACCUCUGGAGUAGUCUUGCGGUAGUCUCGAUUUCCAGCCUCUUUGCAAGAGUCUGGUGAACUUCACUAUCACCACUCGUGUCAGGCCCUAAGUGCCGCGGUUAGAUAACCUAGUAGUGAUAAUUGGGUGUUAACCAAAUAGUGUAAGUGUUAAGUGGGUGUUACCCACUGUGUGGUGAAAUUCAUGCAAUCACUGAAUGGGUACAGGUGUGGCCAAAAAUCAGUGUGGAACAUUUAGUUUAUGACUUUCAAGAUUUAGUACAUAAUUAUAGUGCAAGACUAUGGAAAGACACAUGAAGAUGCAAGACGUGAUAAUUGAGAGUGCUAGAGCAAUUGGGAUCCAUUAUUUAAAGCCAGAGCAAAUGAAAGCAAUGUAUUUGAUCAUUGGAGGAAAGGACACAUUUGUGUCACUGCCAAUCGGCUAUGGAAAGUCAGUAAUCUUUGCUGCAUUACCUAUGGCCUUUGACCAAUUGAAAGGAACAUCUGGAAGCAUUGUACUUUGUAUUAGUCCCCUCACUUCGCUGAUGAUGGAUCAACAAAAAAAGUAUGCAGCUAGAGGAUUGACAGUGGAAUACGUUGGAGAAGCUCAGACAGACCGUAGUGCUAUUAACAGAGUACUGAAAGGAGAAGCUCAGUUGGUGUUCAUCUCCCCAGAGAGCAUAUUAGCGAAGGGUAUUUUUCGAAAUAUGCUUCUGUCACCACCGUAUAUAAAGAAUCUCGUUGCAGUAGUAGUUGAUAAAGCCCAUUGUGUUAAAACCUGGGGAGAUGAUUUUCGAGUCGCUUUUUCGGAGAUUGGAGAUUUAAGGAGCCUCAUUCCAGACAAUGUCGGUGUUCACGCACUUACUGCUACCUCUACAACAGAAACAUUUUACAUUGUCAGUAGAAGGUUAUGUAUGGACGAUCCUACUUUAAUUGCCUCCCCUCCUUUCCGAGACAAUAUUUCUUAUGAGGUUCACUCUAAGAUUGACGUUGAAAGCCUUGGUGAAAAAAUUGCUGAUGAAAUUCGAGAAAAACGGAAGUCAUACCCUAAAACAGUGAUUUACGUACGAAGUUAUGCCGAUUGCUCAUCUUUAUAUAUGGUGAUUAAGUGCAGUCUCGGAUCCUAUAUAACUGAUCCACCUGGAUGUCCCAAUGUUAAAGGUCAUCGACUAGUUGACAUGUUUACUAGAGUGCUUUCUGUUAGCAAAAAAGAAGAUGUGUUGAAUUCUUUCACCUCAGUUGACAGCACCUAUAAUUAUACAAUGUAUAUAUGUGCAAUAAACAGUGAUAUUUAUAAAUACAUGUGAUCAAUGUACCUCAAAACUGGGAAAAUUAGAGCUGCUUUGCGGUAUCUGAGAUGAUGGUAGCUGAGUGGCUGCAGUUGUUCGUAGAUUAGCUGCUGACAUUGCUGCUGACGCUGAUGGAAUGGUUGCUGCUGACACUGGUGGAAUGGUUGCUGCUGACACGUACACCGGUGGAAUGGUUGCUGCUGACGCUGAUGGAAUGGUUGCUGCUGACACUGGUGGAAUGGUUGCUGCUGACACUGAUGGAAUGGUUGGUACUGAAACAGAUGAUGGAAUAGGUGGUGUGGGGGGUUCCUGCAUAACUCUACUUCUUUUUGGCGGUGGUGGUAAUAAGUUAUCUUCUGCAUGUCUUGAAAGCAGACCAUUUAUUAGCUCUGUUGCUUCCUUCUUUACCUUGCAUAGCUUUUCUUGUUGAGCAUGGACAUUCUUCAGUUGUUUCUUGCACUGGUGACACAAUAUACUGUCAUUAGCACUAGUUUCAGGGAUGCAAUGCAGAGGUACUGGAAGGAGCUGCACAAGUACUUCUCUUGCUUCAGAACAGCUAUGACUAUUGAGCUUCUUUCGCCUUUGUUGUCCAGAGACUCAUGCAUUCGCACACAAACAGCAGUAGAGGCCCAUAUCUAGCUACUUUUUCGUGAUGCAAUAGCUUACAUAACAGUUUACACAACAGGCCACAACCGCCCACAAGGCACUUGACGAGCGGUUUCACACCCCAAGAAAAUCUUGGGGUGUCUGCACGAACUGUUCAUUGCAAGUUCACCCGACCAUAAUUAUACAAAGUAUGGGAGGGCGUGGCCAGACUAGUCUUGCGGACCCAGACCCUGAAAGAUAUGAUAUAUCGGCUGGUCCACGAGACUACCUCUGGAGCUGCACAGUUAGCUAGCUAGCUACUGAGUGAUAGGAUUAGUUUCAUGGUUGUCUGGGAGGACAGGUGGGUGCUCAAGACCCCCAUUGUACACGCCACUGUGUAUUGUACCAGAGAUACUGAGUGAUAGGAUUAGUUUCAUGGUUGUCUGGGAGGACAGGGGGGUGCUCAAGCCCCCAAAGCCCCCCAUUGUACACAUUGUACUUAUAACUUUACUUUAAUGUCUCCUUUUACUGGGUGUGGUCAGUUGUUAGCUAGUACACACGUGGCUCACAGGAUAGGCGUGUUAUAAAUUGCUGAAGGAGAUGAUGUCUCGAGGAAACACAGCUUUCUUAUUUCGAGCGAGUUACCCGGCAAAUAUAGGACGAACAGCGGAUAGUUUUCGAGGCCUUUAUGUAGAACCAAUGUUAAAUGGUCACGUGCACCACUUCCGUUUCCAAUCCCUCUCUUCCUUUAUCUAUGGUUGUAUAAAAAAAUUGUUUUUCUUUUAAAGUUAAUAAUAGUUGACAGGAGCUAUAAUUACUACUCAACAAGGAUUGAGAGAGUCUUCUGAAUAUAAAGUAACACCGUAUUACUAGAACGUUUUGCGAGCAUCAAACAUUUGCGAACUUUGCAAUGGUUGAUCAAUUUCCAACAAUAAAAUCCGCAAAAUUUAAAUUUACUAGUAAAUAACACAAUCCUUGCGAGAACUCAAUAGUUAGAUCGCAAAGGGUCACAUUUUCUGCUGAUUUGGCUCAUUCGCAAAGGUUAUUCACCCGCAAAAUAUUCUGCAUAUAUAAGAGGUAUAUUUGAUAUGGAUUAGUGAAGUAUACUCGGUGUGAUAAUUAUUACACGGUCACCAGAUUAGAGGAGGUAGGAGACGCAUCAAGCCCUCAGUAAUUAACAAUCCACGUUUAGCUAUCUAAAAAGAACGGUAAUAUUUAUCCUAGUGGAAUCUCAGCUCAAUAGCUUGAAAUUCACCAUCAAACCUAGUGGUUAUACAUAGGCUACGUACUAUCAGGAGCCCAUAAAUAAGAGAAGGAGCGGCUGACUACGGGGAUCACGUUUUGUAAGUGGUUAUGACCGCAUUUCCAUAUAUGCAGAGUCACUUAAGUGGUUGAAUCCCUACACGUGUUAUACACAAUACAGGGCUGCGGUUUGCAAGCACUUAGUCGCUUCCAAACAAGGAAGUGCGCGGUUUCACCGGCAAUUACGAAACGUAAUCCCUGAGUAUACGUUGAAGUUAGCCGCUCCUUUUCUUAUUUAUGGGCUCCUGGUACUAUGGAGAGCAUGCAGUCUAGGGGAGUUCUAGAAAGUGAUGUGAGCUUGCUGAGAACAACAUACCACAGGCACCAUAGCUACAAGGAAAAAUUAAAAGUCAAAAGCCUACUGUAGCGUAAACAUUGUAUGCCACACAUUGAUUAAUGACGCAUGUCCUACCUCCCCUGAACGGUCACGUAGCCUCGAAGCAUAAUUAUAGGGGAACAGCCUUGCAACCUUUUGGCCGUUCUAGAGAGGAAGUCUUGGACUAUUUAUAUAGCGUGAGAAUCUAUGUAAAUCAUACAGUACACUAAUAGUAAUUAAUACAGGCAAUUUGCCCUUGGGCUGCCUGUAUGAUUAUAACAUGUUGACCCUCAUUAAAAUCAUCCAGGAGGUCUCUAUAAUUAUUAUUAUACAUGUAAAAAGUAACUUAAGAGUCUUGAGGUUGACCUUUAUAAUGUUGUCAUAAUUGUAUACCGUAUAUCUUCUAAUUUAUCGGACACUUCUAAUUACCCGGACACUCUUUUGGGCAAUUUUCGUUGUUCUAAUACAACGGACAUUCCAGUACUUUAAUAUUACAUUUGUUCUAAAUAUCCGGACAAUACCUUGAAAAGUUGAGUUAUCGUUCAUAGACGGCAAGUAAGACUUACAGUACUGCAGUUAGAUAGCUUUGAUUAGCUAGUUUUAGAUAGCUAGUGCAACUAUUCAGUCGUACCCUGUUCUAUUAAACUUAGCUAGCUCGCAUGCAGCUGCUUGCUUGUUCUAAUUAUUCCGGACACUUCGCAUGCUCUAUAAAAAUCUGUUCCAAUUAUACCCGGACAAUUUCCAAAAUAAUUAUUUUUUGCUGUCCGAUAAAUUAGAAGAUAUACGGUACAUGUACUUUAUCGAAAUUCAAAGUUUCAUACCAUUGGAUUCCUUGUUAAAAAACGCUUCUAUAAUUAUGCUUUAGAUCCCACUUGAGUGUUUUUGCUUAUUGUUGCCACACUCCACAAUCUGUUACUAUCAGAUUGUGGAGUAUGGCCCGCGAGACUAGGGGGAGGAGCUGGAUGUAGGGAAGUGCUGGGAUUCUAGCUUUGGCUUCUUCCUUUCGCUUUGUUCGAGAGUAGUAUAGGAGAUGCUCAUUUGCUGGGCUUGUUUGCUGCAAAUUCUAGCUUGAGUUUAUUCCUUUCGCUUUGUUCGAGAGUAGUACGAGUCUAUGGCAUUAUCCAUACCAAAAGCAUGUUAGGCUAGUUUGCUGCAAAAGCGGGGACUGGACUUUUCCGUUUUGUGGGUGGAGCUAGGACUAUAAUUUUGUCCAUUUAAACUGUGAGUUGACUUGAAUAGACACAGAUUUAGUAGAGCCACAGAGAUGCCAACUUUUCAGAUAUUAAUUUUCAAAAGAAAUGAUGCAGUUGCUAGGUUGACUGUUUAAAUAGGUUGACUGUUGCUAAGCUAGUGCAUUUCUAGUAGCCAAUAGGUUUUGGGAUCUAAAUGGUACGUAGAGCAGCUAAAAAUCAUUUUCCAGUAGAAGUCCCUAGCUGGCAUACUUGUCAACCACAUAAGCAUAAAAAUGAAGUUAUAAUUGAUCACAUAACUUCCAGGGCCGAACUCAACGCAACGCAAAUAGACUUUAGUAUACAACUUACUUAGUAUCCUGUUAUCAAUAAACUUUUUGCAAUGUAGUCACGGUAUCUAGAAGCCUCGAGGAUAAGUGAUUUAGACACCUCUAAAACAGUCAAAAUAGACCGUGUUUAUCAGAUUUAGACACGUCCAAAUAGUCAACAUAGAUUGUGUUUAUCAUUGCAGGCGUUGUACGUGAUGGAUUGGUAAUUAUACUCACGUGAUUGUGCCAUCUAUUUUUUGUAUGCUCUAUUGGGCAAUCAAGUAUAGUAGUUAGUCAACGUGUCACCGUAUUCUGUUCACCUGGCUACCAAAUCGCUGCAUUUACAGCAUGGAUAGCAGCUUCACUAUCAUGACAGAUUUUCUUAUAAAGCUUCGUUGUCAAACAAAAGCGAGCUACAUACUAAAUGCGGCUUUAAUUUCAUUGCACUAGCACUACAGCUAUGUUUGUUUUCAUGCAAAGAUAGGCUUUUUUGAAUCUGCUGUGAUCCUAGUCCCAUUGCAUGUAGCAAUGCACAACGCCCUUGCCAUAGCGUUCAUAUCUGUAAAAACGAAACUUUGUUUAUUGUUAGUUGUUGCUACCAUAAAACGUCUAAUUAAGGCACCAACUUGAACAGUCUAUUUUCUAUAUAAUUGGGCUUAAAAUGAAUCCAUCAAAUGAAUUCAUCAAAGCUGAAAUUUCAACGUGGCCGUCACUCUAAAUGAGGCACCAGUUGAUGAUCACGUUCUAUUUGUGCACCAAAGAAAAAUUUAAAUUAACUUUUAUGGCGCCCUAAUGAAUUUUUAUGGUACAAGGGAUAACAACGGAACUACCGUAUAGCAGGUAAUUUUCGUGGGGUAAAAAAUUCGUUCACUCGAGAAACGGUGGUUUUCGUGAGUAAAAAUUUCGUUUAGUCUCGUGGCUGCACUGCAUUCCUACGUUCCGGUAGCCACGCCUACGUUAAAAUUUCGUGGAGGUCAGCUUGCUCACGAAAAUAACGAAUAUUUUACCCCACGAAAAUUACCCGCUAUACGGUAUGCAUUUUCAUGGGAUUAUCACACACACAUCAUCACUAGAAAAGCAUACUGAAUAGAACAUAGGCUUCCAAGCUGCUGCUUUUCGCAUAGUUUUGUACAACACUCCCUGGUCGUGACUUUCUUAAAUGGCUCUGUCUUUGAGGAGUUGCCAAACCACUGUUGCAUGAUUUCAGAUGCAGUAUAACUUUGGUUACUCAUAAACAAUGUUUUGUAGUAUGCUUGUUCUGUUUUUGUGUUAUACAUGCAUCCAAAAACGUUGUACUGAAUCGGUUGUGUUAUGAGUAUAAAAAACUAGUUUGGGACAGUCGCACUAACCAGUAUAUGGAAUAGUGAGGUGGCCGUAUGUCAUGGUGAGUUUUAUACAGUAGCUAGCAAUCCGUACCAAGGCGAAGUGAUCAGAGAGCCACAAUAGCGAGAGUCCACUGUAUAAUUAUAGCACUUCCAUAUUAUGCAAACACACACACGCACACGCAC
Messenger RNA from Halichondria panicea, 6947 nucleotides. Its product is annotated as ATP-dependent DNA helicase RecQ-like. Gene Ontology annotation, biological process: double-strand break repair via homologous recombination. The transcript is spliced from 2 exons. Gene Ontology annotation, molecular function: nucleic acid binding; 3'-5' DNA helicase activity; ATP binding. Gene Ontology annotation, cellular component: nucleus; chromosome; cytoplasm. The record is from RefSeq and is a predicted model, not a curated record. Bases 752 to 1756 code for a protein of 334 amino acids. NCBI's taxonomy places the organism in Eukaryota, Metazoa, Porifera, Demospongiae, Suberitida, Halichondriidae.